GGUUCACACAUCGAGGUAUUUCACAGAGGUCCAGAAGUAACAAAAUAAUGAUAAUAAAAAAAGAAAUAGCUGUCCACAAGUAGCUGCUGCGUGAUUAGAACGAUUCAAACAUGCAUGUAUUUCUUUAUUCUAAAAGCCUAUUGCACUUCUAUUAAGGUAUUUCCUAACAAUACUCCUGAAACGUGUUAGUAUAUGUGCAAUGACACAUAGGCACGCACAUUCUAAGGCCAUUCAUACAUUAUUGGCUUUUGCUAAAUAAAUUAACAUACUUUCGGUCAAUCGUGGAAGCAGUUUAUUUGAAACUACCUGUCCCAGGGUGAACCCAGGUCAUAUAAAUCAUGGAUUGGCAAAUGUAGCCAGAAUAUUUGGGAAGAGGAACCAUCCAUGUUAUUCACAAUUCAGUUCUAGCCUGGGUAUGAGCACACCCCGAUCCGGCGUCGGUACGUGCUUGUUUUGAACCUUUCCCUGAAGAUGGCGGACGUACAGCCGCCGCCUCUCCGGGCUCUGGAUGAUUUUCUCUUGGGGUCAGCCCGGUUCUCGGUACCAGAUGUCAAGAAUUUGGAGCGAUGGAAUAAUCGGAUUAUCAACAACUUGCUUUACUAUCAAUCCAACUAUUUCGCGUCAGCCGCCAUAUUCCUGGUUAUAGUUGGGUACUUCCGGCCGCUGCAGCUGCUCCUGGGCGCCCUGGUGGUGGUGCUGGUGUUCCUGGGCUUCGUGUGGGUUGCGGAGAACCAGGCGGCAGUCCGCCGUUUCCGCCGCACCCACCCGGGCCUCUGCCUCUCCGCCAUCCUGGGCGGGGCCUACCUGCUGCUGUCUGUGCUCGGGGGCGUGGCCGUCUUCCUGUUUGGGAUUGCCUUCCCGAUCCUACUGAUCCUGAUCCACGCCUCGGUGCGUCUGCGCAGUCUGAAGAACAAGCUGGAGAACAAGCUGGAGAGCAUCGGGCUGAAGAGGACCCCCAUGGGGCUGCUCCUGGAGGCUCUGGGGCAGGAGCAGGAGGCUGGCUCUUAGGCCCGGGGGCCAGCCAACCAACAGAAGAGGAGACAGGGGUCAGCCAAUGGGAGGAGAUGGGGACCAGCUGCCGUUUUCCAAGAAGCAAGCCCCUCCCACAACCCUGUCAGGAAGAUCUCCGGCAUCACAGGUCACCGGCUCUGGUGGCGGUGGCACUCCAUUAAUUUUUUUUAAAUGUUUUAUUUUUAAAUGAACUGUUGCACAUCACAGUAACUGUAAGGCAUUUGGGUCAGCACAGUAAUCACACUCAUGGGGUCUCUGGUGUGGCACCUGCUCUCUUAAACGGUGGCAUCUGGUUUCUUAAAUGGUGUUGGGUCAGAGCACAGACCGUCUGCUGGAGGUUUUUGCCCAGAACUAGGAAGACAAAACUCAUUAACUGUGGAGAGUGCUUGAAGCACACUGCUAAAUUGUCCAGAAGUUCAGUAAAUUAUGAACAGAUAUAUUUUCUCCCGAUAGUCAGAGAAUCUUUUAAUGACCCUCUGUUUUCAAAUGGCUUCUUUUCAUGAUUCACAGUGAGAGUGUGAACCACAUUUUCUGACUGUUUCACACAUUUAGAUUUUCACCAAAACGUUUCACUGUAGAAGAAAGGUGUUUACUUGGUUAACUUUAUGUUUUGUAUGGAUUUGAAGGAUUCUCUACAGAGAUUGGCUUUGGAUUGUAUCUGAUCUUCUUACCAUACACUAGUCAAUGUGUUGUAUUGAAUGUCAUCAUUUUGAGCACAGAGCUUGUAAACCGUAUUGGUUCAGCUGUGGGUUGCAGCAGCCAGACAGAUUCUGAGGACUGUGAAGUUUUUCACAUGACACAGAUGCAGAAAUGAUUUCAGAGAGCAAUUUUGGUGUCUUGGAGCAAAACGAACUUACAGCUACUAAUGCCAUUUUUCCCCACUCAUACUACGGAGCUGUUUUUGCAGUUAGAUCUGAAACAGCUCUUCCAAUGCGAGUCAGAUUAUGUAGUCUUAGAAAGUGCCAAUCAUCCCAACAAUUUUUUCUGAAAAAAGUUCUAGACUUUUGGGUUGAACUUCUGUGAUAAGGCCUAUGUUGCUUACACUUUUUUUAAAAUGCAUGUUUAUUUAAAUUGCAAAGUGAGAUAAAUAUACUCAUAUCUUUGUUCAUGUUAAGUGUCUCAGUUCCCCAUUCUCCAAUAGCUCAGUAAAAUGAGAAGUUUGCACACUGAAUGAAAGUUGUGUGGUGUGUGCUCUGGUGUUGAACAGAAUGGAGGGAAGUUUGUCUCUGGUCUUUCAUACUGGACUAUUACAUCUUAUUAGACACUUAAAUCCUUAAGGUAUUAUUAUAUAAUGCUAUUGCAGUUAGACACAGCCACAUUUAUUCUUUAACCAGAUUUAUUGUCAAGAUGGGUGAAAAAUUUAAGUGUACUUUGGUAUUAUUAAUCUGUUGGAUGGGUUCCUACAUGUGGGAGGGUUUUGCCAAGAUUUGUCUGGAGGUGAGUGAGUAGUAUUCAUGUCAGAAAUGAGAUUGUAAAUUGUUUUCAGAAUGUUUUGUGUAAGCUGGUCAGAGUUUAGGAACAAGACCUGGGUCAAAUACGUAUUUGUUUUGCGUUCAAAAACUUUUCUGUGCUCUAUUGAUCUUGCCUGGUUUAAUUGAGCCUGCCGAUAUUGAGAGUAUUCCAUUGGUUCCAAUACGCCAGACAAGAUCAGUAAAGCGUAGAAAAGUAUUUGAAUCCAAAACAAAUACGAAUUUGACCCAGGUCUGUUAGGAACCAUGGACACUGCAUCAUAAACAUUGUUGGGUCGUAUUCUACUGUGUUUGGAUUUUGUGUUGGGCUGUACCGGAGAAGGCAUCAAUAUGCUUGGCUUUAUUAUGCUGACAUACAAAGGAAGGGGCCAGAACAUAUGCUCAUAUGUAAUGUAUUUAAACCAUUUUACUGUUGACUGAUUUUACAUUAUUAUGAAGGGCCAUUUGAAGUAAUUUUAGUAUUUCUGAUUCAUGUCAAAAUACUAAUGGCUGCCUUUUACUUGCAAAAAAAUGGCACUUAUUAACGCACAUUUGUGUUCUUCAUGCAGUGCAUUAUUUUGAAAAGUUUUCAACAUUGCCUUGUGUAUUCUGAAUCUGUUUUGUCAUGUCAUAUACAUGUUGCAGGUGAUAAAAUGUAUUAAUACAGAAA
Messenger RNA from Anguilla rostrata (American eel), 3129 nucleotides. It is a transcript of the gene praf2, whose product is annotated as PRA1 domain family, member 2. Gene Ontology annotation, cellular component: membrane. NCBI's taxonomy places the organism in Eukaryota, Metazoa, Chordata, Actinopteri, Anguilliformes, Anguillidae. The transcript has 3 exons. Bases 472 to 1008 code for a protein of 178 amino acids. The record is from RefSeq and is a predicted model, not a curated record.